Molecule: messenger RNA, 1746 nt
Organism: Closterium sp. Naga37s-1
Lineage: Eukaryota; Viridiplantae; Streptophyta; Zygnematophyceae; Desmidiales; Closteriaceae
Source: the annotation of a GenBank genome assembly
AUGGGUCGUUGGGGUGGGAUGCACAUGGGUGGUGAAAGGUGUAUCUUCCCGUCCCUCCGCUCCCCCCCCCCCCCUCCCUCCUCCCCGGAUGUCCCAACCGUCCACAACCCCCUCCUCCCUCCCCCCUCCUCCCUUCCCCCCCCCCACCAGGUGCUACCACCGGACAUGAUGCUGCUGGCGGACCCCAACCCGCCGGACAUUGUGGAGGCCAUCACGCAGGCCAUUCAGAUCGUGCCACGUGUCAACCCCCAGGCCAUGCACGAACGGGUGCCGGCUCCCACGCCGUGCCAUGGGCUUUGUGCACCCGUUCUGCCUGCCGCACUCUGUGCUGCGCCUCUCUGCCGCACUCAUGCCCCCCUCCCCGCUGUCCCCCACCCCGCUGCCCUCCACCACGCGCAUCUCCUGGUUGCACCGCAUCACUACUACCCGCGCGUGGGGACGGGGGGCGGGCAGGUGUCGCGCAUGUACAGCUGGCACGACAUGGUGGAGCGCACGGAGCGCGUGUACGACCGCGUCAUGGCCAUGCCACUCGAUGACCUGCCCACCCGCCUCUCCAGGUGCGCCCACCCGCCUCUCCAGGUGCGCCCACCCGCCUCUCCAGGUGCGCCCACCCGCCUCUCCAGGUGCGCCCACCCGCCUCUCCAGGUGCGCCCACCCGCCUCUCCAGGUGCGCCCACCCGCCUCUCCAGGUGCGCCCAUGGCACCGCCGCUCCCUCCUCCGCCCUCACGCCUCUCGCUGGCUUGCUGUCACUCGAGAGCGCUCCUCAGCCUCUGCCUGAGCUGUGCCUCGCACGUCGAGUUCCCAUCUCACACUCGCUGCACUCCCCGAUCCGCCUCACUGGAUUCCGCAUGACUGAACGUGAUUUCCAUGCUGCCCUCACAUCGUGCUGCCCCUCACAUCGUGCUGCCGUGCCAUGCUGCGCGCACGCACGGCAGGUACUACGCGUGUGGGGUGGUGGCGGGCAAGGUGUUCUGCCUCGUCAUGCUGCUCAACUCGCUGCUCGCUGCCAUCCUCGCCCUCCUGCAGUGCUUACGCCCAUCAUCCCCUUGUAUGCCAUGCGCCCACCACACACCACGGCAUGGCGGAGGGCAGGGGGAGCAGCACAUGGAGGUGGCGCCCGACUUCCCCCGCAUGCCCACCGCACACCUGCCACCGCCGCCACCACCCUCCUCGCGUGCGCACCCAGCAUGAUCCGCGUGCCACGCCUCCACGCGGCUGCUGGGGACGCUAGCCACUUGGUUUCUUGGGCGCUGCUUCGCCAACCUGGCUGCUCCACGCUCUCAACUCGAACAUGCCUGGGCGUGGAUGGGGGGUGGGUGGCCGCUCCAUAUCCCCUCAAGUGCCUGCGCUGCGAGAAAGACACCCAAGCAACAGCCUUGAGUCAUGCCUCUGGAAGACCCAAGCAACCUUGUGCUCACAUGGGCUGCCGUGCUGGCGUGCAUUGCAUUGGAGAGGGACAGUGCACGAGUGCGCUGAUAGCCUUGCCGUCCGUCUUUCCUCUUCCGCGCAGCAUCUUCUGCGGCGACUGCGGGGGCGCGGCGUCGGCGUCGGCGGCGGAGACAUCGAAGCCGAAGGCGUUGGAGCACGAGAGGCGCUCCCAGCAGCUCAGGUACACCGGCACGCCCGCGUCGUCGCUCACCCAGCUGCCGUACGUCUCCGCGGCGGGCGACCACUUGAUGCACUUGGACUGCUCUCGCCCCGCGCCCAUCCACCCCACGUACUCGUCGUACGCUGCCUCGUUAUAG